GCCACUGUUUACACUUUUUUGCUGUUUGCCUUUGGCGUUACUAUUACCACUGGAGACCAAGUCACUAAUGGAGUCAUGAUCUGCUCCAAGUAUACUUUUCACACAGAAAAAGGUAAGUGGAGUGUAGCCAUGAACAGUUGUAAAAAAAAAGGUGGUUCUCUUGUCUCCAUGGAAACCGAGUCAGAAUGGCAUUUUGUCAAGAACUUAGCCGGGGAGCAAGAUGAAAAAACACCGCGUUGGUUUAUUGGCCUACAGAGGGUUGAAGAACCUCAAACGUGGUGCUGGUUGAGUAAAAAAGUUGCCUGCAUCGCUGGAACAGCAAAUGGAACAGCAAAGGGAACAUGGCGUUGGAAUGAACACGAACCCAAUCAUCCUAAAACAGAAAAAUGUGUAGAGAUGCUGAACAAUGGAAAAUAUAACAACAUACAAUGUCAAGCAGAAAACUAUGAUGACAAUCCAGGAUAUAUAUGCGAAAAGCAUUUCAAUUGUUCCAUAGUUUCAAAAAACGAGAGUAUUUUCGUGGAGGAGAAGACAGGACCUGUAUCAACCAACCAAUCGAUCGCAAUCAAGGCAACUGCCAGUUCUCCAAGAACACAAUUAACAGAUGGUCAUAAGAUGCUCUCAGAAGGACUGACUGAUGAAUCGCAAGCAUCGACAACUUCACGAGUGAGAAAACUAACAACAACUGCGUCAACAACCCAGACAAAAUUCUAUUCAGUUGUUAAAAAAGUCGGUGACCUCAAUUGCAAGAAUGACAACGACUACUUCACCCUUUAUCUGACAAUCGCUGUUUUGGCAGGAUUCUUGUUUGUAAUCUUGGUAAUCCUUUUUGGAGUUUUCAGACAACAGAAGAAACAACAAAAAAAAGCAGAUGCAAGAAAAGGAACUGUUAUACAGAAUCAACAUGACUACGGAGAAAACUUGCAGUUGAAUGCUUUAAAAGUCGGUGCCCAGCUUAGCUUAGCGGCGGGAAGUAAGAGAAACCAAAGUGAGCCGUCUGUCCAACAGGAGGGUGUGUAUACCGCGCUGUGUUCAGAGACAAUGAUGGUAAUUACACAAACAAAGAGAUUAGAAUUAGCCAAUAUGAAUACAUCUCAGCUUCUAAUUGAGAUGCCUCGCACUGCAGUAAAUACCAAGAUGGCGGACGAGAAACUCUAUUCUUGGAGCGAAUAA
Stylophora pistillata is the source of this 1173-nucleotide messenger RNA. RefSeq lists its product as uncharacterized. NCBI's taxonomy places the organism in Eukaryota, Metazoa, Cnidaria, Anthozoa, Scleractinia, Pocilloporidae. The record is from RefSeq and is a predicted model, not a curated record.